UGGCAGUGUCGCAGAUGUGGAAAAAAAUGCCGGCUGAUGCAGAAAAGUGUCCAGACUUCAUGCAUCGUUGUACUCCAUGUAAACAAGCAGCUUUGAAAGCUUGAGGUCUGAAAACAGCUUGUCGAUCAAUAGAUUUGGAUGAUCCACAAAUGAACCUCUAAAGAAGAAGAAGGAUACUACAUCCGUGGAGAAGAGGUGCCUGAUUGUCACUAGUUUGAUACCACUUGCAUGGAUGCUGUGAACAACAUUACUGCUUUCUGUCAUAAAUCUAAGGUUGCACAAGAAUUAUUUUCUUGAGGACUGUACUGUAAAGAAACAAUAACAAAGAUUCUUCACGGAGAUCUCUCUACAGAAGGGCUAUGAAUUUUGGAAGCUGGAAAAUCCCGAAAACAAUGUUGUCCUUUUGUGUUUUCUUACAGCUUUGACCUUCACAUGUUCUUCUUCAGUGUCAGAGUUUUACUGAAUCUUCAGAACCUGAACAGAAAGUUCUCCAUUCUGUACGGUGUGUUUCUCGUGGGGUCCUGGGUACUCGCUUGUAUUCAUGCUUCUGUGAUGACUGUAUGAAUGUUGAUGAUGGAAGCCAGUGUUCCAACUCCAAUUAUGUCUUUCCCUGACAACGACGUACCUUGAACAUAGAUGCUAAAAUAAUUGAUUUAUACCUGUGACUGAAGAAAAGAACGCCUUUCCUGAUAAUUUUGCUAUAAGUACAAGUAAAGAUGACCAAAUUCCAAGUGAACAAAUAGAUCUCUAGAUAAAACCUACUAACCCAGGUAAGGGCUCCAUUUCAUAAUGGUUCCAACUUGAACAUACUAUGUAUUCUUGACAGUUGCCUUACUGUUGUAGCUAUAUCUAAGUCCUAAAAUGCUAAAACUUCAGAUUUAAGGCUUAGGGGCCGUUCACAUAGAAUGUGUUUUUCCAUUCCAGUCUGCUUCUUUUCCAUUGUUAUUCUAUGCAGACUCGCUAGACUUGUAUGGUGCGUUGUGCAUUUAAGACGCCAUUUCAUGUUAUGAAUUUCAGUGUUUAAAAUCAGCACCGCCCAUCAGUGUCAGUUCCAAAACAGUGGACCAAUCAGAAGACCCUAGAGGCGGGGCAAGUGUUGACAGCUUUUGUUUACAGUAAGCAAGUUGGCAUGAGAGCUGUUUUAUUUGACAAUAAAAUGAUGGAGGAGGCAUUCUGUGCUGCUCUGUGUGAAUGGCCCUAUAGAUAAAGCUGCAGUAGCAAAUUAACUUAAAGCUGGAUCACUUUUAAUUGUUAUGUUCUGUGGAAGAAAAUGGGCUGGGCCCUUGUGAAUUUUAUUGGAACAGUGCACAGCUUUAAAAAAAAUGAUGGCACUUGCUAAAGCAGUAUUUAUUAAUGUGUAAUUUCAGGAUUUGCAGAUAGAAGUUCUCAGAGAUUACGUCAUUCUGUACACCCAUCCACCCAAGUGAUGCUUGAAACCAAGUGAUAAGAGCUCUUGAACCAACAGCUGAUAGAGGAGUCCAGAUGAAGUUUUUGGAGCAGCGUGGAUUAUGCAAACAUUUUUUUACCUGACCAAUGACAAACGAAGCCUCACUUUCUGUCUGGUCAUGUGCUUAAUUCACUUUGUGUGUCGGAAUGUUUGAACCCCCAGAUCUUACUUUACUUCACAUUUUCAUUCUGACUUAUUCUCAUUCUGACAUUUUUAAAUCCAGCGGGGUUCAAGCGCUUAAGGCAUUUUAGCAUAUAAGGAAAAAGACAUUACAUACAGUUAGCAAGGCUGUACCCACCUAAAUCAAUGAUUUAAAAAGGAUUUUUGGCAAAUACAGAUAAUUUACCACAGAAAUAUAAUGUUUUUUUAUGUUUAUAAACUGUGAUUUUAGGUAAAUUUGUGCAGGCCCCUUUUCUAAAUUACCCCGUUAUAGCUUCCCAAAGGGUAAAUUUCAACAUUUUUUUUAUUAAAAAAAACAAACAAAAAUUAUACAAAAAAAAACAUAUGUGUGGUUUUUUCCAGACUGGGGGAAAACCUAGGACUAGUUCGGAAAAGUAGGUCUUUUACAUCUUCUCAGUCAUUUAACCAACGAUUUGAUUGACAGCAGUGGUUCUAGAGGCAAAGUUGUCCGGAAUGAGAAGUUAUAACGUAUGAUAGGAAUAUUGUGCGUAUGUGCGGAAAAACUGCUCGAUGUGCAGUGGUUUACACCCUCGAAAAAUGCGAUAUCACCCUUCAGUGCCUAAUUUAUUUCAAAUUUCUCUCAGGACUUUGGGGCCAUGAGUUGAACAGGCCCAUUGAGUUUCAUUCCGAUUGCCCUCCAUUAACCUUGUCUUAACAGGUGCUCAGAUUUCAUCUGCCAAUGGCGGCCAUAUUUUUUUUUGAGCUCUUACACCAGUUUGGCGGAGAUAUUUCAUUUUGUUCCAGAGUUAUAGGCAUAUUACUAAAAGUGUCCCUGCCCCUUUCAAAAGUUUUUGGCACCCCUUUGAGACAGUUCAGUCGAAAGUUCAACUUUUUCUGUGAAAGAGAAGAGAAUCUUUUUGCACUGGUUUGGUUCCGAUCAGGUGAAAAAUCUAGGACUAGUUUGCAAAAGUAGAUUUUUCAAAAAAUCCAAAAUACCCGAAAAUUGCGUGAGGCUCACAAUCAAAUCUGAUGGCAUGCGUUUUGUCCGGCAUGAGCCAAGAAUUCUACUGUACAUAAGACACUUAAGCCUGCGACUGAAGGUUUAGGAGUUAUGAAAGAUUUCGUACUUUUGUUCGCUGUAGGGUUCCCGUCAGGCCAAAUGGGGCGAGCCUUGGUCACGUUGUCUGUGGUGUGAGUACUACCAGCCCCCCAAGUUUCAAGUCUCUACGACUUACAGUUUGGUCUGCAUGAUCAGUUUUACGUGGAGUUUUUCAUGACCAUUCUAACAAUUACAAUAGGGUUUUAGUGCUAUGCGCUUGAACCCCAAAUACCCAAUCAUACGUAAUAUGAAGUAAUAUGAAGAAUACAAAAUAUUUCAGGAAAAUUAAAUAUUUGCCAUAUGCAGUUCAUAUAUGUACAUUAUUCUCUGUUACAUCAUAUUGAUAUUCCUACUCACAUUUAACAUGAGUCAUUCUAUGGAAUGUGUGGUAAAUGCUUCUUCUGACAGACCUUCUUUCACAAGCUUUUGGCUGCUUUAUUUUUUACUAACCACCAAAUAGCAGUUUUCAACAUUCUGAAAGCUUUGAAUCUUUUCCCGAAACAGUCAGAAGAAAGUCUCAGUGCUUCAGGAGGCUUCCAUUUGCCCAUCACUACUGUCAACUGUUGAAUGAAUGUCAUGUUCCACUUUGAACUGGAAGACACUCACACUUUUGACACAAGGCCUCAUGGGGCGUAGGAAACUACCCCUAGUAAGGGGUAGUAAGGUGUAAUUUAAGUAAAAUUUUUUGAAAUUUUCAACAUGAAAAAAUCCAACAUUAAUAGUGAGCACACUUAUGUGUGUUAUUUCUGAUGGACACAUUUCAUAAAAUAUACAUUUUGAAUUGUAUUUUAUAAAAUAUGGCCGUCAGAAAAGUGUGCUCACCGUUGGAUUUGUUGGAUUUUAUUCUGGCUGAUCAUAGUAAGGUCCAGGAGGGUUUUUAUGAUAUUAUUGUAAUAUUAUUAAGUAUAAUAUUUUGACAGUGAAUUAUUUUCACAAUCUACUGCCCAGUACUAUAAACCUCCUCUCCACUGCACACACUCAAGAAGCCCCUAUAUCUGCAUGUGGAAUUGUACAGUUUUUUCCCUCCGACAUUGCAUAAAAUCUUAUUUUAAGUAUUAUUUAAGUAUUAAUAUUUUACAUUGUUUAAGGAUAAUAUUUGAUCUCUUUCAGGUAAUUUUUUAUUUUAAAAUGUUUUAUAAACCGUUUCUCCUAAAGACUGUUGAAACUGUUGAAAGAAUAGCUCAUUUGAUUUGGUUGCCAGUUGCCAUCAAAAUCUAAUAGCACAUAUUAAAAUUUUACCAUGGUUUCAGUAUGGUAUCACAAUCUGUAAUGACGAUGCUAUUUCGCUGGAAAUGUUUUAGAUUGAUGGUAAAUAAUAUUUUAAGAGAAAUAAGAAAAUGAAGUCCUUUUUUAUUACAGUCAUUGUAGUUUCUGUAUGUGUUUAGGUUACUGUUUUUCAUAACUACCAUAAAAGUGUUAAGAGAUCCUGUUACAUUCAUGUUUCCAUGGUAACAAAAAGCAGCAGGAAGAGAAAGAAAAAAGGAUGUGAGAUGUUAUUUUGAAGGUGAAGGGUGUGAAUUGGUUUGUUGAGAACAGAGAGUUUAUUUAGCGUAUGUUUCUCAUAUCUUGAACUCUUGAAUCAAAAUGAUAUGAUCUAGUAGGGAGAUGUCCACUGUAUCAUCCAAAGAUUUAGAUUUGCUGAAUCAUUCAGCAGUCAGAUAUUUCCAGUGACAAAACUAAUAAAAUGCCAAAAUUAAACAACGGUAAUUUGCUUAUGAAUUUGUAAACAUAAAAUAAUUAUAUUUUGUAAGGAUAAAAAUAAUCUGUUUUUAUAAAUAUGGAGCACACAUCCAGACCAGCAGGUGGAGCUGAUUAUCAACGACAUACAGCAGUAUGUACGCAGACAAAACAGACGAGAAGUCUGUUAUGGAUGGGGAAAUAAAAGGUGGAUGUACACUUCACUGACAUUUUAUUAACGCGCAAUGUCUAAACUGCAGAUUUUAAGUGUUUUUCUGACUGAGAGAUUAACUUUAGCUGCGCAAGAGAUAUUUAAGGCUGUGGAAGACAUAUUUUCAGAAUAUAAUGAGGAGAUUUGUCGCUCCAGACAGGAGAUUGAGCUGCUCAAGAGGAGACUGCAGCAGGCAGGAGUUCAGAUGGACUCUGAAACACAGUCUUGCUCCUCUGAGACUCAAGGACAGAAACACACCCAGACAUUUUCAGAGGAAUGGAGAUCUGAACAUGACUUGAAGGAUGCAGAGAUGCAUAUGAAACUAGAAGUUUAUACACAGCAGGAUGAGAAUGAUGAGCAAAUGCCUGUGUACAGUGAAUCAGCAUCUUUAUCACCAUGUAUGGACAUUUAUCAUGAUCAGACGCCCAGCAAAGACACUGAAACCCAAAUAAUGGACAGUAGUGAGAAUAACUUUCCCUUUAUUAACAAAGCACCUCGAAUUAAGACUGAACUUGAGACUAAUUCGGAAACAGAUACCACCUGUCAAGUACAGCAGCACAUCACAAAACACAGUUCGGACGAUUCAGGGACCAGUGAUGCUUCCAGUGACGUCAAAGUUAGACACAUUGGCUCCCCUAGACAUGAGACACAAACCAUUAACCUACCCCUUAGAAAUCAAGAGAUGUUGAUGCAGCAUAGGAGGGACCUGGCCAAGAUAAGAGCGAGAAAAUUGCAAUCACAGCAGGAAAGGAACAAGAAGAAUAAGAGUGAAAAUGAGGACAUUCACAAAGUAAAGAAGGUCAGACACACUGAAGAAGUGGCACAUGAUAAACAACAGCAACAAACACAAUCCAAAACAAACCUGGCUGACAUUUGUUUGGAUGACGUUCAGCAUGAAGAGGAACUGUCUGAGAGCUACCCACCACAUCAUGAUAUUCACGGAAAUCCACACGGCACAGGGGAGUAUUUGUGUGUCGUGUGUCGCAGAAGAUUUAGCUCACCAGGACUGCUGAAAAUUCAUCUGCGAGUUCACUCUGGAGAGAAGCCUUAUCACUGCAACUUUUGUGGGAAGAACUUUAGACAAUCAAGUCACCUGAACACACAUGUCAGAAUCCACACAGGAGACCUCACAUCUGUCAGAACUGUGGAAAGACGUUUAUCGACUCGAGCGCAAGAAACAGACACUUCAAAAAAUGCAUUCUUAUCUCUCUGCAAGGACAAUGAAAUCACCUGUUGUUGUCUGUAGUUCACUGAAUUGGAAAUGUCACGGUAAAUACGUUACUUGCAGGGCUGAAAUGACAGCAGCAUUUUUAAAAUGGUGUUUCAAUCGAUAAUGGAUCGCCUGAUCCAUUGUCAUUAACAACAUAACCACUGCAAGAGUGAUGCGUCAAGAACAGCUCCUCCUUCUGUCUUUAAAAAGAUUUUCCCUUUUUUAUUUCACCUGAACUCACUUACAGUGGAACAUUUUCCACAGCAGGCCUAAUUGAGGUUUUUGAAAAAAUCUGAACUGAGGUAUGGCUUACAUUUUAACCAUGUAAUGCAGUGUUCAUUUACUGAGAAAAAGCUGUUUGUGCUUCCAGAUUUUCUUUUUUACUUCUACUUAGUAUAAAAUGUUUAUUAGCUAGCUUAUUUAUAAGAAAAUGUACUAAUUUAUUUAUCACUGUUUUUUAAGCAAACAAAAUAUUGUAUUUAAUUUUUAUGCAUUUCUUUGGUCUCAUUUUUCCACUGUUAGAAUAUAAUGUAAUGGGUGAAUUUUUCUGUAAAAUCUUAAAUUACAAAUUACUGUACGUCGUCUUCUAUUUUAUUAUUAUUAUUUUUUACAGUCUUGUUUAGUUGUGAGGCUUAUCUUCAUAUAGACAGUAUUUUUUACAACUGAAAAAUAAAAACCAUGCAAAAAAAAAAAAAGUAAUUAAAAGUUUUUUUUUUUUUUUUUUUUUUUUUUUUUUUUAGAUUUAUCCAAUCCAGGGGCAGCAAUUUGUUAAAUUUAGCAUAUUAAUUACAAAAAAGGACCAACCAGAUCACAGUUCUUAAAACUUGUAAUAAACAUUUUGGUAAUACUUUACAAUAAGGUGUUAAUUGUUAACAUUAGUUGAUGUAUUAACUAACAUGAACAAUACAUUUAUUACACUACUUAUUAAUCUUUGUU
This is a messenger RNA of Labeo rohita (rohu), 6700 nucleotides long. RefSeq names its product zinc finger protein 660-like. The record is from RefSeq and is a predicted model, not a curated record. Gene Ontology annotation, biological process: regulation of transcription by RNA polymerase II. Gene Ontology annotation, cellular component: nucleus. Gene Ontology annotation, molecular function: DNA-binding transcription factor activity, RNA polymerase II-specific; RNA polymerase II transcription regulatory region sequence-specific DNA binding. The transcript has 5 exons. The coding region runs from base 4589 to 5800 and encodes 403 amino acids. NCBI's taxonomy places the organism in Eukaryota, Metazoa, Chordata, Actinopteri, Cypriniformes, Cyprinidae.